UACAAAAACCCGUCUCCCCGACCCAUUGCUUGACCUGCUUGAAACCUUGCAAUCCGCCAUCGCCUUGCCGUCCCGCCGCCGUCCUGCUGCCACAAUCUCCGUCGUAAGUCGUAGAAAAACCGCGAGAAGUGAAGCACAGAACCUGCCUUCCUUUUCUUUGCUACUAUUCAUUACAAAUUACGAUGAUUAGAUAGAUACACAACGGAACAAAAUGGAAUACAAAAAGUCUGGUUUUGGGUUCUGAUAAUUGAGCUAUACAAUUGCACAUGCUCACGUGUAUGCAUACAUAUUAGUGUUGAAAGACUGAAAAAUGGAGGCUUUAAUGCAAUGUUAUGGGGAUGGAUCUUCUGAUUCAGAUUCUGAAUCUUCUCCUUCCAAUCCAACCUUAGCUUAUGCAGAAAGACGUGAGCCCUUGCCACACCGGGCAACAAACAUUCGUGAACCACUUCACAAAGCAUGCGUCCAGCCCUUGCCGCCACCUCCUAUUGCGCUCCUUCAUCCUCCAAAUUUUCUUGGGCCUCAAGAUAUUCAGAUAAGCCAGACAACUAAAGUUAGGAGCUUCCCUCAUGUUGAUGGUAACUAUGCCUUACAUGUAUACAUACCAAUUAAUAUUUCAUCUUCAUCGAAAAAAGAAGUAGCCGCUUUCUUGAAGAAAAUCUCAUCUCUGCAUCCAAGUCUUUGUGCUGUUGAUGUUGAUGUCCCACUUAACGUCCUCUGUAAAAAUGACGAGAAGCUUGAACAAGUUUUACUAGGAAGGGAGUUUCACAUAAGUUUGGGAAGAACUGUUCCAAUACGAGUACAUCAGAUUGACUCAGUGGUCACAAUGCUAAAACAGAAGCUUCAGACACAAUCCCUCUACUGGAUCGACUUUGACAAAUGGGAGGUUUUUGUUAAUGAUGAUCGCACACGCACCUUCCUCUCAGUUGAGGUUGUUCACGGUGGGCUUGUAGAGAUAAGGAAGCAAAUUGAAGCAGUCAAUGCAAUUUACAAACUUCAUAAUCUUCCUGAAUUUUACGAGGAUCCACGUCCUCACAUUUCGUUAGCAUGGUCAUUGGGCGACACCGCCGAUUCCCUUAAGAAAGUUGUGGAUGACGAAAUCAUGAAAUGUGUUACUGGGAAAUCAUUGAAGAAGUGUAUUUUUACCUGUAAAUUCAAAGGUAUCGAAUGUAAGAUUGGUCAGAAAACAUUCAAAAUAUGUAAAAUUUCAGAUAGAUGAUAAUGUGCAUUGUAUAUUAGAGUAACGGAUCUGCCAAAAUAUUUAUGGUUGCAUCCUAUUCUAUUCUAUGUAGACUGAUGAUGAAUAAUUUACUGUUGUGUAAUGUAUAACUUGCUUCUUUGUCCUU
This is a messenger RNA of Medicago truncatula (barrel medic), 1343 nucleotides long. Its product is annotated as U6 snRNA phosphodiesterase. The transcript is spliced from 8 exons. NCBI's taxonomy places the organism in Eukaryota, Viridiplantae, Streptophyta, Magnoliopsida, Fabales, Fabaceae. The coding region runs from base 311 to 1216 and encodes 301 amino acids. Gene Ontology annotation, cellular component: nucleus. Gene Ontology annotation, molecular function: 3'-5'-RNA exonuclease activity. The record is from RefSeq and is a predicted model, not a curated record. Gene Ontology annotation, biological process: U6 snRNA 3'-end processing.